CUGUAUAAGCAGAAAGGUAUACCACAGACAGGUGCGUUUCGCUACUACCAGUAGUGUAGGAAGAACCCGGAUAUAUAAUUUCCAAGUUCAACUCAUUUUGUUGUUUGUUAUUCCGAAGAUUGAUUCGGGUUGUAAUCAUGUCAAACCCAGAAGAAACCUUGAGAUAUUUUGCCACCUAUGCAGGGCUGGCUACGGUUAAGAUGAUGAUACUUGGACCAAUGACUGCAUUCUAUCGAUUAAAAGACGCGACAUUUGCAAACGAGGAAGAUUACGCUCUGUCUACCAAGAAAGAUCGACGACCAGUUUUCAAUCACCCUCGUAUUGAACGAAUUAGAAGAUGCAAUUUGAAUGACCUUGAGAACAUCGUGCCCUUCGUGAUCAUUGGCGGACUCUUCGCGGUCUACUCGGGCGCCCCUCUUACCACCAUCAUCUGGCACUACCGCAUCUUUGUUGGUUCCAGGUUCUUACACUGCAUAGCAUACCUUCUGCCCCUUCCCCAGCCUAUCAGGGCUCUGUGUUUCGGGGUCGGAUUGAGCACCAAUCUGUCCAUGGCCAUCCGACUUCUUAGUAACGUCUGGCAGCUAUAAACUUAAAUAUGUUAAAGAUUGACCUUUGUUAAAGCAGUCAUCA
Lytechinus variegatus (green sea urchin) is the source of this 630-nucleotide messenger RNA. Its product is annotated as microsomal glutathione S-transferase 1-like. The transcript is spliced from 3 exons. Lineage: Eukaryota; Metazoa; Echinodermata; Echinoidea; Temnopleuroida; Toxopneustidae. Bases 138 to 587 code for a protein of 149 amino acids. Gene Ontology annotation, cellular component: membrane. The record is from RefSeq and is a predicted model, not a curated record.